CUCUGUUCACCAUGGUUUCUGGAUAUGCGACCUCCUCAACCAGCCCUAUCACAUUGAAAUGCCCUCUUUUACCAGUCUUUGACCCUCUUUGCACGGCUUCUGUCGGGCCCGAGUUGAGUUCUCGUGAUUUAGAGUUGUGCGUCUCUAGCCUCAGAGUCACCGGUGUCUCGGGCCGCCGUGCGGUCACAAGAGGAGGAACAACAUUUCCGGACAUUCCGUCUCCCUCAAGCUCGCAUCUCAAUCGAUACUUCUAGGGUAACUCAAAGUUAACGUUCACAUCGUGGAGCCCGGUCCGAAGGCCUUCCGUAUGUAUAAAACGCGGUCGAGGUGAACGAUUGCCCACGUAUACGUCCACUCAAGACUUCGACCCCGCUGAGACGAAGGUCUAACACAUUCCAGUUUGCUCGAUAUGCCUCGUGUUAUGAUAUGUGGUGAUUUGGUCUGGGCACACCAGGAAUGCCAGGAGAUAUUCAACGGUCUUGCAGAGGUCGUGCCAAUGGACUCUCCGGACCGCGCAGACUUUCUCGCUGGUCUCAAGCCGGGUGGAAAGUACGAAGGUGUCGUAGGGCUAUACAGGCACAACGUAUCGACAGACCGUAUCGGCCUCUUCGACAAGGAGAUACUCGACGCCCUCGCAGCUGCCGGCGUCAAGUGGAUCGCGCACAACGGCGCAGGUUAUGAUCAGAUCGACGUUCUCCAUUGCAAGGAGAAGGACAUCUGGGUAUCAAAUACCCCAGGCGCGGUUGACGACGCAACAGCGACGACGGGCUUCUACCUCAUGAUCUCCGCGCUGCGCUGUUUUUCGCGCGCCGAGCGCACGCUCCGUGCCGGCGGGUGGAAGUCGACCCACAAGGCGGGCGAAGCACACGACCUCACCGGACGCACGCUCGCGAUCCUCGGCCUGGGCGGGAUCGGGCUGCGGCUCGCGGAACUCGCGCACGCGUUCCCGAUGCGCAUCGUCUACCACAACCGGCGCCCGAACCCGGACGCACCCGCGUGGUGCGAGUACUUCGGCGCGGACAGGCUGGACGAGAUGCUCGCGCAGGCGGACGUGCUGAGCGUGCACGUCCCGCUGAAGGACUCCACGGUCGGCAUGGUGGACGAGAGAAUGAUCCGGAAGCUGAGGCGCGGAGCUGUGAUCGUCAACACUGCGCGAGGCAAGGUCAUCGACGAGCCUGCUAUGAUCAGGGCUCUAGAGGACGGACACCUCGGUGCACCACAGGUGAACCCACGUCUGAUGGAGUUUCCCAAUGCGACGUUGCUCCCGCACAUGGGUACGGAGACGUGUGAUUCGCAGAAGAAGAUGGAGAUCCGUGCUCUCUCAAAUCUGCGCGACUACCUGACAAAGGGCAAGGGCCUCGAUAUCAUCCCAGAAUUUAAAUAGAGGAAGUCAAUAAGAUGUGAAUUCAUUGUAUUCAUCCUUCAGAGUUGCACAUCGUUUACUACAAGACCCUCCACGUGCGUGAGGGGUUUGUGUCGAACCUAGCACAUCGAUAUCGUUCUUCUGAGCACCGUUGUGACUGUUUCCGAUUAUGUACAGUGAGUAGACGCUGG
This is a messenger RNA of Fomitopsis serialis, 1554 nucleotides long. RefSeq lists its product as uncharacterized. The coding region runs from base 410 to 1384 and encodes 324 amino acids. Gene Ontology annotation, molecular function: hydroxypyruvate reductase [NAD(P)H] activity; glyoxylate reductase (NADPH) activity; NAD binding. The transcript is spliced from 6 exons. Lineage: Eukaryota; Fungi; Basidiomycota; Agaricomycetes; Polyporales; Fomitopsidaceae. The record is from RefSeq and is a predicted model, not a curated record. Gene Ontology annotation, cellular component: cytosol.